Alligator sinensis (Chinese alligator) is the source of this 3891-nucleotide messenger RNA. Its product is annotated as zinc finger protein 679-like. Gene Ontology annotation, biological process: regulation of transcription by RNA polymerase II. Bases 237 to 1946 code for a protein of 569 amino acids. The record is from RefSeq and is a predicted model, not a curated record. Gene Ontology annotation, molecular function: DNA-binding transcription activator activity, RNA polymerase II-specific; RNA polymerase II cis-regulatory region sequence-specific DNA binding. Gene Ontology annotation, cellular component: nucleus. NCBI's taxonomy places the organism in Eukaryota, Metazoa, Chordata, Crocodylia, Alligatoridae. The transcript has 5 exons.
ACCCCCGCUGCGCGCGCAUCCAGCACCACCUCGAGACCAUAUACAGCUCAUGCGCACCCCCUACUAGGCGAAGCGAGAAAACUGCCGCUUCCUGCGCAUGCGCUGGCAGCAGAGGAGCGGGAGGUGCCUCAGGGAGGGGACUCAGUGCGUAUGCGUGAAGGGGAGCAGCCCGGGGUUGUAGCAGAGGCAGAGCAGUCUCUGUGAGGGUGAAGGUCAAGGAGGGGACCUCAGACACGAUGCAGCUCAAUGGGGCACUGCAGGAGCCUAGUGAUUCCUGGCCAGAGCAGCCACAGGCCAAAUCUGCAGACAUGUUUCUGGAGCUGUUGAGAACUUUUCCAGGAAGGCCGGGGGAGCGGGGCACCCUGAGCCCUGAGCGGAGCCAGCUGCAGAAGGGGCAGGGCAGGCUGGCAAGGCAGGGGGAGAGCACAGAGCUCCGAGAGGCCUUUGAGGACGUGGCUGUGUACUUCACACGGGAGGAGUGGGAGCUUCUGGAGGAUGCACAGAAGGGGCUGUACCGGGACCAGAUGCUGAGGAACUGCCAAGCCCUUGUUUCCCUAGGAUACCAAGGUCCCACACCUGACUUAAUUCUCUGCAUCCAGCAAGGACAGAAGGAGCUCUGGGUCAGUGAUGAGGAAGGCCAUCAGGACAUUUCAAGGUCAGAGGACCUGUUGCCAGGAGGUGCCUGGCUGCUGAGCAGAGCUGAGAAGCAGAGUCCUGAAGAAGGGCUGGCAAGCCUGGAGCAACCCUGGCAUUUGGGCAAGAUGGAGUCCCUGAGACCUGAGGAAGACCAGUGGCCCCAGAGCCAGUGGAGGCCCCAACAGCAGAGGGAGAAUACAGCAGGGAAGCAGGCGCCAUCUCCCCUGGAGCAUGAGAGUGGAGAAAGGACAGAAGCCAGAGACAGCCCUGGGUUCAGGGAAGGAUUUGUGGAGCUGAAGAGCCACAAGGGAAAGUUCCACUGUACAGAGACCCUAAAUCUGAGCCGACCCAGUGGGGCAGGCCUCGAAGGGAAGUGGAAGCUCCCUGCCAAGCCCAGGGGCCAAGCCCACCCCUGCCCUCAGUGUCAGAAAAGCUUUAGCUGCCCUUUACUCCUGGCUCUGCACAGGAGAAGCCAUGCUGGGGAGAAGCCCCACCUAUGUGCCAAGUGUGAGAGGGGCUUCACCUCCCUCUCAACCCUGGCUCGGCACCGGUGCUUGCGCCCUGGGGAGAAGCCAUAUCGGUGUCCAGAGUGUGGGAAGAGCUUCACCCGGUCCUGCCGGCUGGCCAUACACCAGCGUAUCCACACUGGGGAGAAGCCACACCAGUGCUCUGACUGUGGGAAGAAAUUCACCCAUGCUUGCAGCCUGGCUGAACACCAGCGCAUCCACACAGGGGAGAGGCCGUAUCAGUGCUCUGUGUGUGGGAAGAGCUUCACCCAAUCCUACCACCUGGCCCUGCACCACCGUAUCCACACAGGGGAGAGGCCAUAUCAGUGCUCUGAGUGUGGGAAGAGCUUCACCCACUCCUCUAGCUUGGCCCGGCACCAGAGCAUCCACACAGGGGAGAAGCCACAUCAGUGCUCUGAGUGUGGGAAGAGCUUCACCCACUCCUCUAGCUUGGCCCGGCACCAGAGCAUCCACACAGGGGAGAAGCCGUAUCAGUGCUCUGUGUGUGGAAAGAAAUUUACCCACUCCUCCAACCUGGCCCAGCACCAGUACGUCCACACAAGGAAGAGGCGACAUGAGGCCUUUGAGUUUGGAAGAACUUUACCCACUCCUUCAGCUUGGCCCAGGGCGGGAGUGGCCACACAGGAGAGAAGCCACAUCGGUGCUCUGACUGUGGGAAGAGGUUCGCUAGUUCCUACCACCUCACCACAUACCAGCAUAUCCACACAGGGAAGAAGUCCCAUUAAUGUGGGAAGAGUUUCACCCCAUAUUCCAACUUCACCCAGCACCACCACAUUCACAUAGCAGAGAAGCCCCAUUAGUGCUCAUUGUGUAGGAAGAGCUUUACUCAUUCCUUUAUCCUGGCCAAUCACCAGCGUAAGCACACAAGGGAGAAGCCACAUCAGGGCUUUGAGUGUGGACGGAGCAUCAUCCAGUCUUUCCUCCUUGCCCAGCACCAGCGCAUGCAGCCGGUGGGGAAUCCACACCAGUUCCUUGAGUGUGGGAAGAGAUUCCGUGAAUCCUCCAGUCAAGCCAAACACCAACGCAUCCACAAAGGGGAGGAGCCACAUUAUUGUUCUGUGUAGAAGAGAUUCAGAGAUUCCUCCAGCCUCCGCUAGCACCAGCGCUUCCACAUCAGGGAGGAGCCAGAUUGGUGCUCUGCAUGUGAGAAUAGUUUCCACGACUCCUGCACUCCAGCCAAACACUAGCACAUCCACACCUGGGAUCAUCCAUAAUUCUGCCAGCAGUGCAGGGAGGGCUUAGGGAUGCCCACCUGCUCAGCUCCCACCAGUGGCUGCAUUUAGGCAAGCAGCCUCAUGCUACUGGAGUGCAGAAAGACUUUCUGGAGCCUUUGAGCCAUGUAGGGCACCACAGAACAAGGACCCAGAGGCUGGUCUUGAAGGUUGCAUUGGGGGAGGGGCUAAAAGGAAACACUUGGGGCCAGUGCCAGGCCAGAUCCUGGGGGAACCAAUGAGAUGAUCUUUUAUCAGCCUUGGAGCCUGUGCCUUCCCCGUUGUAGUCUAGAAACAGCCGGUGCUCCCAGGGGAGAAGAAGCGCCUUCCUAAUAGGAUGUUUUCUCCAAGAGAGCUGCCUCCAAAAGCCCCCAGGGCCUGUCCUUGGUCACCUCCCUUACCCAAUGGGGUCUGCAAGAAGCUGCUGGUGCCACCCCAUGAGCCCAACUUGGCAUGUUUUGCUUCUCAUCCUCUCUCCAGAGCUCAGCACCCCCAGGUGCCUGCUGCUCUCCUACUUUCUUGCCCUUCAUGGCAGUCUCUGUAAUGCAGUCUGUGCUCAGAAAGCACCAGCACUGAACACAGUAAUCCCUGUGGCUGGGCUCUGUCCUCUCCGGAGCUGGGAGAUGGGAACCGACCAGGGCCCAGAACUCUUUCCAGGGCAGAUCUCCAUCCUUUCUCAGCCCCAUCACUUUGCCAAGGAUUUGCUGUGGUCCAGGCUUUGUUGCAAACACUCAGACACAGGAGUUGGUCACACUUGAGGUGUUACUCCCCUGUACUGCUGUGCAGCAAGGACCCUGCCUUUUGGAAGGAGCCUGUGGUCGGAGGCCAGUGGAGUGCCUUUUCUGGGGGAAAUGUGGGCGGGGGGAAGGAGGGGCAGCCUGUGGCAAGUCCUCUCCUGUGGAAAGGUGUGGGGGUAUGAGGACAUCCUCUGAGUGAAAUGCAGCAUGUUGUCAUUUCUGGGAAGUGUUCCCUGAUUGCUAGUAUCCAAAUACACCGUGUCCCGUGUAGAGGAACUUGCUUUGGAUUCUCUUGUUCUUGUCCAGAUAAAAUACAGCCCCCAGAGACAUCCUGGGUAUAAGAACCUGGGAUCCUGCUCCAGCUCUGGCAAUAGGGCUUCCUGCUGUCCAGCCACCAAACAGCCCUGGCUGGGAGCAGGGAAACAGGUCACUCUGGGGCACUGGGCCAGCUGGAAAGGCAGACUGGGAGACCUGCUUGGUUUGCAAGCACAACACUCAGCCCCUGCUCAUCAGACAGGUAGCCACCCAGAUCUCCAAGCUGCACCUGUCUCCUCACUAGAGAGAGAGCCAGGCCCCAGGGUAGGGCAGACACAUGUGGGCAUGAGCACACACUAGACUCACUUGUCCCCUUUCUCCUGGUCCAGGGAAACUUGUUGCCUCUCUUGUCCUGUGCCAAACACCCUCCAGGUUCUCCAUGGACCUCAGCAUCAUCCUCCAACUGGGUUCGCAGGGCUGGAUCCUGUUUAGGGAAUAAUGCUGCCAAAGCUUUCCCGAAAGAAA